Messenger RNA from Carassius carassius (crucian carp), 1927 nucleotides. Its product is annotated as flavin-containing monooxygenase 5-like. The record is from RefSeq and is a predicted model, not a curated record. The transcript has 7 exons. Lineage: Eukaryota; Metazoa; Chordata; Actinopteri; Cypriniformes; Cyprinidae. Gene Ontology annotation, molecular function: NADP binding; flavin adenine dinucleotide binding; N,N-dimethylaniline monooxygenase activity. The coding region runs from base 60 to 1760 and encodes 566 amino acids.
AUAUCAUAAUUUAUUUCUACUUCCUGCAUCUGCCUAAAGUCUGACUGUUUUGGAUCGUCAUGGCUAAACGUGUUGCUGUGAUUGGAGGAGGAACUUCUGGGCUGGCCUGUAUCAAAUGCUGCCUGGAUGAAAAUCUGGAGCCAGUGUGUUUUGAGACUAGUGAUGACAUUGGAGGACUAUGGAGGUUUAAGGAAAACCCAGAUCCAGAUCGUGCUAGCAUUUACCACUCUUUGAUUAUCAACACUUCAAAGGAGAUGAUGUGUUUCAGUGACUUCCCGAUCCCUGCCCACUUCCCAAACUACAUGCACAACUCCCUCAUCAUGGACUACUUCCGCAUGUACGCUGACCACUUCCAGCUCAAACGGCACAUCCGCUUCCAGACAAAAGUUCUUUAUGUUACACCAAGGCCAGACUUUCCUCACUCUGGACAGUGGGAUGUAGAAACAGAGUCCAAAGAUGGUCAGAGAGAGAAGAAUGUGUUUGAUGCUGUGAUGGUUUGCACGGGACACCACUGUCACCCUCAUCUCCCUCUGCAUGACUUUCCAGGAAUAGAUACAUUUAGGGGAAAAUUCUUCCACAGUCGUGACUACAAAAACCCUGAAGAAUGGCGAGGGAAGAGGGUAGUUGUGAUUGGUAUUGGGAACUCUGGAGGAGAUAUUGCUGUGGAGCUGAGCAGAAUGGCCAAACAGGUUUAUCUGAGCAACCGAAAGGGAUCUUGGAUAUUGAAUCGUGUAGGAGAAAAAGGUGUUCCUUUCGAUAUGAUGUUUAAUAACAGAGGGCUAAUGUUGUUUCUUGGAUGUCUGCCACCUGGAUUUCUUAACAAACUAGGAGAGAAACAACUCAAUAAACGAUUUGACCACAAGCUCUAUGGGCUGCAGCCUGCACACAGAUACUGUGAACACUGGAUUUUCAGCCAACAUCCCAUGGUCAAUGAUGACUUACCAAACCGCAUCCUCUCCGGUACCGUCUCAGUCAGGCCAAAUAUUCAAGAGUUUCGUGGAUCAAGUGUGGUGUUUGAGGAUGGCACUGUUGAAAAUGACAUUGAUCUGGUGGUGUUUGCCACGGGCUACACUUUCUCAUUCCCCUUCCUGUCAACCCAUGUAAUUCCUGUAUCAAAGAACAAAGUAUCCCUGUACAAAUACAUAUAUCCCCCAGGACUGGAGCGGCCAACUUUAGCCGUGAUUGGUCUGAUCCAGCCUCUGGGAGCCAUUAUGCCCAUCUCUGAGAUGCAGGCGCGCUGGGCCACUCGUGUUUUUAAAGGUAUCAAACAUGACGCUGACCUCCUAUAUGCUAAAAAAAUAAAGGUUCUAGCAAAAGGUUCUAUAGAGGAAAUAGUCACUGCCCAGAGACACACCAUCCAGGUGGACUACAUCCCCUACAUGGAUGAGUUGGCUAAAGAAGUGAGUGUCCGUCCUUCUAUCCUGAAGUUGCUCCUGACAGACCCUAGACUGGCUCUGAACGUCAUCUUUGGGCCUUGCACCCCAUACCAGUUUCGUCUUCACGGACCGGGACGAUGGGACGGUGCUCGUCAGGCCAUCCUGUCUCAGUGGGAUCGAGUCAAUGAGCCCCUGAGAACACGCUGCACACCAGAGCCGCAGUCUCAGCGCUCCUCUCUUUCACUCGUAUUCUCGGUGUCUGUUGCAGUGCUGCUCUCUGCUCUGUAUUACAGCAGAGCCAGUCUGCACACACUCAUAGGAGACCCUUCAUUACUCCUGGACAAGAUCAGGGCUUUUAUACCAUGGCCACUGACCAGACAGUGAUCUAUAUGAAUCAGUUGUAUAAAAUCUAAAGCACAAGUCAACUAGGCUAAACUGUAACAAUGACAAAAAAAAAGUAGUGUGUGAAAUUCUUACAUUUUGAUUUAUCAGCAUGUGCCUUAACAUUUUAAACACACAUUUUAUUAUAAAAGUGAUUUUAUGUUUAGUUC